CCAUACCCUAUCCCUCGAUUUCGAUGCAUUUCGUUGCGAUCCACAGAACGCUAUAUGCCACGCACUGGACCACUGUGCGGUUUACUGGUGUUCACCAACUAGUUAAUUGAAGUGCUCCAACAUUCUCGCUCGGCAAACGAGCUGUAACGAUCAAACACGAGUCCAUCAGAUAUGAAGUAUUCGCCGCAGCAGCAGCAGCACCAGAAGCAGCGGAAAUCGGAGGGCAGCGACGCCGCAUCUAUGGAUGCCACUCUCAGCCGAACGUCGGCAUCCAGCACGCAGGAGCAACGCAAGGCCUCAUCAACGUCGUCAUCGACACGAGCGCCCGUCUGCCGUUCACCAUCCACCGGCAUGUUCGCCUGGAUGCGUGUGUUCCGAUUUGCAUCAAUGUUGCACCAGGUCGGCUGCUAAAGUUCGCAUUGACGAGUAUGGACCGUGCUAGAAGAAAAAAGAGAAAGAAAGAGAGUAGAAAAAAAGAGAGAGAAUGAGAGUCGAUAUAGAAUCUCGUAUAUCUUAACAAUCUCAGAUUAAAUAAUUAAUAUCGUACAACACAUACAGCGGAGACGCGCAUAGCACAUGAGCGCGAAGUAGCGGCCCUGUUUCGCGUCGUGAUUUACAAAUUUAAACAUAUAUAUAUGUGUAUAUGUAUAUAUAUAAUAUAUAUAUGCAUAUACAUAUAUUUAUGCACGGCCGAGUCGUAGGGACAUACGGCCAAUGUCGUAGCUCGAUCAUAGUUCGAAUACGCGAAGAUGAAUCGCCGAGUUGCGAUUCGCCGUGUACAAGUUGUUGAGAUGUAGAUUGUAAAGUUACAGAUUUAUAAAGUAACGCAAUAGCAUCCACUUUUGAAGCAUUUUUGCGUAUCAAAAAAUGGCCGAAACAUAAUACAUUAUUUUAUUUACAUAUUAAAUAGAUGCAGCUACCUUAACUUGUGCAAUAUGUUCUAUACAUUUUUUGUCAAACUAAAC
This is a messenger RNA of Cyphomyrmex costatus, 965 nucleotides long. RefSeq lists its product as uncharacterized. Lineage: Eukaryota; Metazoa; Arthropoda; Insecta; Hymenoptera; Formicidae. The transcript has 2 exons. Bases 172 to 411 code for a protein of 79 amino acids. The record is from RefSeq and is a predicted model, not a curated record.